UGACGUCAGACUUAAAGGCGAGUGGGAUAAGGAGAUGUUGGCGGAGAGAAGCAAGCUUUCUCAUCUCUCACGUCCAUCUGGCUGUUGUCAGGACUAUCAGCAGGACUCGUUGCUGUUGUUAAACCUCAUGGAAAACGUUUCACUUCACGCUCAGUCGAGCCCUCACUCGCCGUGUGGGAAGACGGUGUUUUUCCAUGAACAGGUUCAACUACAUCGCCCGGAUGAAUGAAUCAAUGUGCAAAACUCUGCUGUCGUAAAAAAAUGAUUCUAGGACACACGCACAUCAUUGUGGGCGUGAUCCUGAAAAUACUUCCAGCAACUGAGUGUUACCUUCAAGUACCUUACCUUGAAAGAUCCAAGCCCCACCGAGAUGAGCGUGGAGCCCUGGGCCAGCCCGCAGGACCAGGCAGCCGCCGAGGACACUCACAGCACCCACUUGCCACCCUUCCAGGACCAGGAGCAGCAGCAGCCAGAUAAACUGUGCCUGGAAUCAUUCUGGAGCGAGGUUGAGACCAUCCGACAGGGGUGUGGCGACACAGAUCUCGACUCCACCAGGAGAGAUUCCAGACAGUCAGAAGAGGGGGAACAGGAGGAGCAGUGGCUGGCCGAUGCUGGCUUAUCGACUCUUAUCAGCGAGGACAGCGAGGAUGUAGACAAGGCCGUGCUGCUCUCCACUCUGACUCGGACACAGGCGGAAGCUGUUCAGCGUCGCCUGGAUUCCUACACAUUAUCCCGCCGCAAAAAGAACAAGACACCACCCCGAGACGUUCGGGACAUCUUCAGCUCCCCCAUCGCUCAGAAUCUGCUGCCAGAGACUCAGAACAGCAAAGACCUUCCCCACAACAGUAUGGCAUCAGUUGGCAAAAAAACCUUUUCAGCGGUGACACCGGAACAUCAGCGGGUCGCUCCUAAGGAGGAAUUUCUCAUCACUGACAUUGCUUACUGCGAACAGGCUGUGAUCUUCAUGAAACAAGCCAAAUUUCCACUGAACAACAUCCCACAUAGGAAAGAAGACGGCACCCUACCUCGGGUGAUAUGCCCAAAGUGCCGCCUCGGAGUAACUCGUAUUCAAGAUCUCUCCCACGCUGACAUGAAGAAGGUUCGUCAGUUGGCUCUCAUUGACAUGACGGCGCUCUGCGACCUCUUAGAGCUGGAGGUUAAAAGGAACAAAACUGGAAAGAGGAAAAUUGCAGAGAGCACACUUUUUGGGGUGCCGCUGGCCACACUACUGGAGACUGAUCAGAAAGUGAGACCAAACACCUUGAUUCCUCUCGUCCUACAAACGCUGCUUUCGUUUCUGGAGAAGAAAGGACUCGAUUCAGAGGGGAUCCUGCGGGUUCCAGGAUCUCAAUCCAGGAUAAAGCUGCUGCAGCAGAACUUAGAGGCCAAGUUCUACUCAGGGCAUUUCAGCUGGGAUGAAGUGAGUCCAAAUGAUGCCGCUGCGCUCCUGAAGAAAUUCAUCCGAGAGCUGCCGGAUCCGCUGCUUACUGCAGAAUACCUCAACACCUUCAGCGCCGUGAGAGACAUCACAGAGCUGAGGCAGAAACUGCACAUGUUGAACCUGCUCGUUCUGCUGCUCCCUGAGCCCAACAGGAGCACACUGAAGGCGCUGCUGGAAUUCCUCAGUAAGGUGGUUAACAGAGAGAAGAAGAACAGGAUGAACCUGUGGGCCGUGGCAACCAUCAUGGCUCCUAACCUCUUCCUUCAUAAGGCCGUCCCGAGCCGACUGACCGAUGGGACAGAGAAAGGACAGGCAGAGAAGGCAGCUGAUGUGAUGAGGCUUCUCAUCCGUUACCAGGACCUGCUCUGGACGAUCCCCAACUUUCUAAUGAGCCAGGUGCGUAGGCUAAACGAGAACAGUAACCGCCGCUACCAGUUCUAUGAUCGCCGCAUCAAGAACCUGCUGAGAAAGAUCCAGCCAGACACUAGAGAAAAACCUGAGAAAAACUCAGAGCCACGUCGUACUAUAAAAAUCCAAGUGGCAGAUCUUGUGAACAGCACGAUGGAGUUUCAGCUCAACAUCAACUCCAGAACCUCUGACCUGCUCACCCAGUUUUACCGUCAGUUCCUCCGCAGUCCCGAAAAUGGAAAGGGGAAAAUGCGAAGAAACGGCUCUGUAGGAUACCCAGAUUGUGCCCUGUAUGAAGUGGGAGGGAAUAUCGGAGAGCACUGUUUGGACACCGAGACACAUCUCCUGGAUCUGUACAACAGUAACCCUGGAGGAGAAUGGAUCAUCAAAAUGAAGCCCAACGGAGGCAGAGGACAGUGACACGGAGCCUGUGCGCGACUGACUGAUGGACAGACCAAGGAACAGAUUUCAGAGGAGAGAUGAAGACGUCUUCCUGAAAUCUCCACAUAGCUCCUGCUCUUCCUCUGAGCAACAAGCAGGAAGAAGGACAGAUGGACUAGACAGAAGCAUUUAUUCGCCUGGAGCGGAGUUGAGAAAUUCUGAUCCCUGCUCUUUCUUUCCGUCUCUGCUUUUCACUCUUUCUCUCCAUCUUCUCGUAAUUCUUUCUCUCUUUGGAUGGAUCAUCUCCUGCGAUGCUGCACUGCUGCAAGCAAAAAGCUGCUAACAUGACUCAUUGCUUCCAGCAGAGAACCUGCUGCACAGAAAACACAACAGAACAGCAAGGAGAUGGAGGGUUGGACAGUUGGCUUCUCCAGCAAACAGAUGGGGAUGCAGAGCACCUCUGGCUAUCCUGAGCCCCCCUCACCUCCACCUCACCUCAUGCCAGCUUCUGCUCCAUUUGCACAAUGUUGUGGAUUUACUGCAAAGGGAAUACAAGGAUACAGGGGUUUUCUGUGUGUAUUCUAAACAAAAAUGGGACCACAAGUUUAAAAUUGGCUGUACCUAAUGAGUGUAGGUAGUUAGUUAAAGGUGAACAUUUAGAAAGAAAGCAGAAUAAAAAAUCUUUCCAGCAGCUGGAGUUCAAAUAUUUUCUAUUUACAAACAACAACAUAGUGUCUUGAUGCCCCUUUUACUAGAGAUGCACCGAUCAUACAGCCAGAGAUUGGAGUCCGUCUUUGAACAACUCUGAUCAGUCAUCUCUCUUCCCCCAAUUCAUUAAAUGCAUCAAAACUAAGGACUCCUACUGUUUUCCAUCUAUAAAUGCAGCAAUCAGCAGCAAGUACUUUGAUGUUCUUUAUUUGAGUUUAUACAAAAUCCAUAUGCCAUAAAAGAAGAUGCUCUUGUCAUUCCUUCAUUUUCUGUCAGAUUCAAUAGUGCUUCUAUCAAAUAACCUACCGCAUAUUUUUCUCUUUUAUGUCAUAUCCUCCUUUGGAAAUACAAUAAUGGAAUUGCUUCAGAUUGGAAUCUGCAGAUCUGACCUUUAGAAAAAUUGGAAAUCGGUAUUGGCCAGGAGAAGCUUAAUUGGUGCAUCUCUUUCAUCAUUUUAUCUGUGUUACUUAACGUUACUGUUCUGCUCCUGCAAAAAGGAGUAAUAAUUCAGAUCAUGUCAGAGAAAUAACUCUUCCGGGUAAAUACAGGUUUUUGUCGUGAGUUAGGCACAGAAAACCCCUAUUUCCUUCGUUUUUCUUACACAAAUCAGGACAAGAAAAGACUGAAGGUGAAGAAGAAGAAGAUAACUAGGACAUGCUCUUAAGAAUCAUCCAAAUCAAGUAGUUAAUUAGCCUCAGAAAUCACUUGUAUUUCUCUGCUGUUGUGAAGAGACUCCAAACUAACUCCUUUAUCCAUGAAGCUGGCUCAACUUUGGACCUAAAAAUAAUUUUGCCACAUCGAUGGCUUUGAUGUUGCGUCUUCAACGGCAACCUCUAAAGGGAGUUGUUAAGGACACACAGUGAAGCUGGUCUUCAUUUGUCAUAUUUAAACAUAUGAAUGAAGGAAAACAGUGCACAGUGACAAUAUAAUUAUUAUGAAUAUUAUUUAUCUGAUUGUAAUACAGUUGUUGCUUCGUUGUGAGUAUUGUGUUAGAGAGACUUGGAGAAGGUCAGCCCAUACUCAGUGUGGGGAUCUAACAUGUUUCCAUACUUUUUAAAUGGAUCUCUUUAGAGCUGUAAGUUUGAUGUUCUUCCUCUGUAAAUAUGCACACUGUGCCAUGAUGAUACAUCACUAGAGAAGCACGACUGUUGUUUCUUGAAGCUUUUCCGAACACACACAAGCAGCAGAUGAAUGUUUCAACGUUUUGUGCCGAUCAUCAAAAAGUAAUUGUUUUCGCUCCUUGCAACCAGAGCCAUGCUGUGGCACGGCGGCCAUUUUGUUGGGGUGGUGUGUCUCUCAGGCUGCACUCGAUAAACGUCGUAAUGGCAGCGGGCCCCUGCACCAAAAUCCGUCAACGCCCUCUGCUCCAUCUCUGUCACCUCCCCAUAAUGGAACAUAAUGGCAGCAUUAGAAACACAUGGAGGAAUCACAUUUCUCUGAUAAAGCAGGAGGUAAUAAAUGGGAGUUAUAAAUGUUGCCCCCACCUCAUACUCAACACAAACAGUCUGUUUGUGCGUGUGUACACGUGUGUGUGUGUACACGUGUGUGUGUAUACACGUGUGUGUGUGUACACGUGUGUGUGUGUACACGUGUGUGAGACAGGCUUCACUACACAUCCAAUGGGCCCGUUACCGGGUCCUCCCUGGCACAGUUCAGUGCUUCGACACGAAGUGAAACGAUAGGACGGCCUUCUGCUGAUGAUCUGGAGGACUGUGUCACCUCUAGAGCAGCUCCCCCCCCCCCCCCUCCCCCUCCAUAUGUGCAUAAACACAUAAAAGUGGUGUCACCUCUUCACAGUACAAGAGAGACAUUUUGUGUUUGUAUAUACAUGAAUGUGUUUGUGUGUGUGAGAAAGAAGCUCUGAAACAGUAUUACUACCAGAAAACUGAAUGGACUCCUUGUUUCCUGCUGAUUUAAGGUGUAAAUUGUAGACAUCAGCCAGCAAACGUCAGAAUGUAUAUUUAUGCUCUUUACAUUGUUUUUAACUCGUCUGUGAAAAUACUUUUCUGUAGAAAGAAAAACUUUUGAAAACUGUUACAUUUUUGACAAUAAAUGUGAGCCUAAUGCUGUGCUAAA
Girardinichthys multiradiatus is the source of this 5014-nucleotide messenger RNA. Its product is annotated as rho GTPase-activating protein 40. Lineage: Eukaryota; Metazoa; Chordata; Actinopteri; Cyprinodontiformes; Goodeidae. Gene Ontology annotation, biological process: regulation of small GTPase mediated signal transduction; regulation of actin filament polymerization; signal transduction. The coding region runs from base 371 to 2269 and encodes 632 amino acids. The transcript is spliced from 16 exons. The record is from RefSeq and is a predicted model, not a curated record. Gene Ontology annotation, molecular function: GTPase activator activity. Gene Ontology annotation, cellular component: cytoplasm.